This is a messenger RNA of Morchella sextelata, 3468 nucleotides long. RefSeq lists its product as uncharacterized. The transcript has a single exon. Bases 1 to 3468 code for a protein of 1155 amino acids. NCBI's taxonomy places the organism in Eukaryota, Fungi, Ascomycota, Pezizomycetes, Pezizales, Morchellaceae. The record is from RefSeq and is a predicted model, not a curated record.
AUGUCCACUUCUGCCUCCUCCGCCGUUCCCACCGACCUCCCUAUCUUCGGAUCUGUUAAGCAACGAACUAGACGACCUGUCAGUUCGGAAAGUCUUCAUGGAUUUGGUCACUUAACCCUUGACGGUCCCUCCCACCUCAUGGGCUCCAUUCCCACCCCCUCCAACGAGCUACACUGGCGAGAAAUGAUCGCAGACGCCUAUCUAGCUACGACCUGUGGAGAGGAAAGCGCCUACGAACACUAUCAACGUGCGUUAGCCGCUUACAUGUCCUCCCGACCCCCUAUUGAACGAAUGGAGGACAUCAAAAAACUUCUCCACCCUACCUUCCGACUCCGAUUAUUUGACGAGUUAUCUCUGCUGCACACCACAGCGGUUAAGUUAGUUGGGGUAGAGCAAGCCAUACGUUCCCUGGAGAAAAACAAAUUCGAGAAGAAAUUCCCGACCGUACUGAACCCCGUUGCGAAAGCCAAAGUCCGUACGCAGUUUACCUCCUUGUAUCCCGCCGAAAUGCAACAAUCGGCAAACAAUCGGAUUGCUGUUCUACAAUCCGAAAUGGCUAGUAAACUUCUGGAUGAGAUCAUCACUCAGAAAAGAGGAGAGAAAGCCCACCUUGAUGGGUUGUUAGCUAGGGAAUCCUAUGAGAAACGUCUUCGUGACGCUAUCAGCCGGGACUACCAAGCUGCCAAGGUCCGAUAUGGGGAACGCCCCCAGGCUGAGGAUGUUGACAUGACCGUCGGUGAUCAACCCACAGAGGCGAGAGCCCAGCGGGAUAACGCCGGCGACAUUAAAGCUCCUGAGUUUUUGUCGGUAGAAAGGGAUGCUGCCUUUGGGCUGGCACCUUUAUUGGCAAUCCGAGUGCUAGAGAUGGCUCGGAUAAAACAAUCCAACAAGGAUUAUGUUCUUGAGAAGAAAAUCUCUCUCAAAGAACGAACUGUCUUGAAGGUUGGCCAAGAAGCGCCGGAGUCUGAAGAGGCCCGGUUGAAAAGACUGAUUAAGUCGCUUCUGCCUAAAGACAUGGCUAAGCCAAAAAAUCGGUCCAAUAAACGCAAGGUAGGAGGGUCCCCAUGCCCGAAAAACUCGAUUUACCUAUCUAACCGCGAUCUAGGGAAAAACCGCCCCCAAGGUGAAAGCUCCGGCCAAACCUCAGGGAAUAAAAAAGACGCAGAAGACUCGGAAACCUACUGCGCCGACUACGAAGAAGACGACUCAGAAACGGGUCGCAUCCUCCACCGUCGUAAAAGGGCCAGGGAAGAAGGCGAAGGUUUAAAGUUGUUAGCUACAAACUUUAACUAUGAUAAGCCGUCUUCCUAUCCGGGUACGUUAUUAAAUCUCCCCUCCCAUUUGCAAACAGAUAUCUUGGUCGCGAAAGCUAAUACCGAAAGGUUUUCAGCCCUUCGCAGGUUUUGGCCGGAUCCUCAUGUGCAAACCGGGCUUUCUGUCCCAGAUUGGGUCAGAUAUGAGUUAGGGGUUAAUUUAAAAUAUCUGUAUCCUAUCUCGUUUAAUAAAAAAUUAAUCUCCAUUGCAUUUGAUGAAUUUAAAUAUUCACUACGUUGGAAAUAUUUUUGGUUUAACCGUGAUAAAAACAAUGAUGAACCAUGGAACCCGGAAUUCUCCUUUACUAAAGUAAAAAAGAAUCCACCGAAAAUGAGUAACACACUUGAGAGUAGACUUGCAUGUGGUGAGCUUUCCCUUCACGGGGAUUACGCUGGGCCCGUAAGAUCCAAUACCUUACAUCGGGACCGUCGCCCCCGAUGGAAAGAACUCUCUGAAUUCCUAGAAAGUCAAAAAAUGAUGAUCAAAGGAACGGACAAAAACCUUGGGCCUGUUAUCUUUUCGCGCGACUGGUACAUAAGCGAAGUGGAGAAAUUCCUCGCUGACGGCCAAAACUACCGGAAAUUAGAAGUUGGAUGGGCAGGGGACCCUGGUCCCACCUCGCUGUUAUACAACGAGGAUCACCCGAUCAACGGAAGAUUCAAGUGGUUGGCCAAUACCAUCCAUGAAGUAAGGCGUGAUCUUACCCACAUCACACAAAGCCUUAACGACGUAACCACCAAGCAAGAAAAGGAAUACCUUGAACGGUGGAACUUGCAAUUUGACAUCCCACGAUUUCACGGCAUCCCAAAGAUCCAUAAGAAACCAUGGGCUAUUCGUCCUAUUGCGCCCGGACACUCCUGGGUUACGUCCCCUCUUGCUAAAUGGGUACAGGUUAAAAUAGCCGGUGCCGCUAAGGCAACACCAUGGAUUGUUCAAUCAACCAAGGAUGUUGCGGCGCUACUACGCGAGGCUGUUAUCCCUGACCGCCGGACCCGCCGUAAAAUGUUCGUAUGUACAGGUGACGUAGUCGCCAUGUACCCGAACAUCCCUGCAGACGCACACUCUAUUGUCGCUGCAUGGUUUGCGGAUCAUCCGACGCACCUAGAUCCCGUUCUGAACGAUAACGUUCAUCUAUUGCAAAAUGCCAUGCGAAUUAUCAACCAAUAUGGGGUGGUUGAGUUCAAUGGCUCGUUCUAUUCGCAGCUCAAAGGAUUAGCGAUGGGAGCUGCCUGCUCCCCUGAUAUCGCAAACAUUUAUGCUGCAUACUACGAAGAACAAAACGUUAAUUUUAACGUGCAAACGUUCGAGCACAAUAAUCCAAUUAAGAUUUAUUGUCGCUAUAUCGACGAUUGUUUAGCUAUAAUCGAGGCCGACUCUGCGGAGCAUUGUUGGGCAAUCCUCGGCAAACAUAAUCUCGGACCGGUACUCCGCACCGAAUGGUCCGUGGUUGGUGAAGGCGAGGGACCUAGUCCAUUCCUCGAUUUAGAAAUCGAUAUUCUUUCCGGUAGCACACUUGACUUUAAACUUUACCGGAAACCCUUCAACCACUUCAUGCGUAUACCAUGGGAAAGCGCUCACCCGACGCAAGUCAAGAAAUCCGGAUUUCAGGGUGAACUUACCCGGAUAGCCACCUGCUCGUCUAGACGCGAAUUCUACGACCAGUCAGUAGCAGAGUACAUGGAACUACUCAUUGCGCGGGGCUAUCCACGUCAAGUCCUUCUUGCUUGGAAGGAACAGGAAGUCGAGAAACGUUGGUGUCUCGCCGUAUUACCAAAAGUCGAUCCAAAGGCUCACUCCUAUGCGGUUCUCAAAACUUCCUACAACGACGUAUGGUGCAACGUUAACGUUGCCUCCUUUAAGACGGCGAUUAUCAAUGGAGCGAUUGAGGCUGGAGCACUUUCUACGAAAGAUGCAUUAUUCCUAGAGUCCAUUCGCGACACAAGAUUCCUUAUAUCGUAUAAGCGCACACGAAAUCUGUCUGACGACGUGAACGCGCUUAACGUCCAGAUGUCUAGAAUUGAUCCUGAAUCAUUCAAUGACUUCGUUACGAGUGGUGCAUUCGACCUCUCCAAAGUUCUGUCUGUACAACGUGCGUACAACGAACAAACCGAUGAUGACGACUCGUCAUUCAAUUCUUCUUCGGGAGAACUUUGA